CGGGGCCGGGGCCGGGGCCGGGGCCUAGGCGAGAGGACCUGCGAGCGGACCUGAGCGGCGGCGGCGGCGCAGCGCAGCGGUCGAGCGGGCCGGAGGCGGCCGGGGCGCCGGGCGCAGGCACCCGUGCCUCCCCACUGCCAGGGGCCUGGUGGCCGGAACCUGGUCACUCCAGGUACCGGAGGGCCCCGUCCCACGUUGCUUCCCGCCAGCACCUCUGACCAAGCGCCCGGAGGGAUGUGUGUGCCAGCCCUCGGUCCAGCACCCGCUCCCAAGGUGACGCCUGCUGCUUCCCGACUGGUUCCCAUUUCCCCUCCGCACGUAGCUCCGGGGUUGAUUAGCGGCUGCCCGGGAGAGGAGACCCGGGCAACGCGCUAGGGCGACGGCCCCUGCCCCGAGGGCCGGGAUCAUGAAAGGCCUCGGUGACAGCCGCCCCCGCCACCUGUCCGACAGCCUGGACCCACCACACGAGCCCCUGUUCGCAGGGCCUGAUCGCAACCCUUACCUGCUAUCGCCCACGGAGGCCUUCGCCCGCGAGGCUCGCUUCCCUGGGCAGAAUGCUCUGCCAGGGGACGGGCUUUUCCCGCUCAACAACCAGCUGCCACCACCCAGCAGCACCUUCCCCCGCAUCCACUACAACUCCCACUUCGAGGUGCCAGAGGAGAGCCCCUUCCCCAGCCACGCCCAGGCCACCAAGAUCAACCGGCUGCCCGCCAACCUCCUGGACCAGUUUGAGAAACAGCUGCCUAUCCACCGCGACGGCUUCAGCACUCUCCAGUUCCCCCGCGGGGAGGCCAAGGCCCGGGGCGAGAGUCCUGGCCGCAUCCGCCACCUGGUCCACUCGGUCCAGCGGCUCUUCUUCACCAAGGCGCCCUCCCUGGAGGGCACGGCAGGCAAGGUCGGCGGCAAUGGCGGCAAGAAAGGUGGCCUGGAGGACGGCAAGGGCCGGAGGGCCAAGAGCAAGGAGCGGGCCAAGGCCGGGGAGCCCAAGCGGCGCAGCCGUUCCAACAUCUCGGGCUGGUGGAGCUCCGACGACAACUUGGAUGGUGAGGGUGGCACCUUCCGCAGCGGUGGCCCAGCCUCUGGACUGAUGACACUAGGCCGCCAGACAGAACGCAGCCAGCCACGCUAUUUCACACACGCCUACAACACCAUCAGUGGGCACAUGCUCAGAGCCGCCAAGAACAACACCACCGAGCUGACCGCCCCGCCACCCCCGCCGGCACCCCCGGCCACCUGCCCCAGCCUUGGGGUGGCCGCGGACACCAACUAUGUCAAGCGGGGCUCCUGGUCCACCCUGACCCUCAGCCACGCCCAUGAGGUCUGCCAGAAGACCUCAGCCACCUUGGAUAAGAGCCUGCUAAAGUCCAAAUCCUGCCACCAAGGUCUUGCCUAUCAUUACCUGCAGGUGCCCGGAGGCGGUGGCGAAUGGACCACCUCGCUGCUGUCCCCGCGCGAGGCGGACUCCACAGGCGAGGGCCCCAUCCCGUGCCGGCGAAUGCGCAGCGGCAGCUACAUCAAGGCCAUGGGCGACGAGGACAGUGACGAGUCCGGCGGCAGCCCCAAGCCCUCCCCCAAGACGGCGGCGCGGCGCCAGAGCUACCUGAGGGCCACGCAGCAGUCGCUGGGAGAGCAGAGCAAUCCCCGCAGGAGUCUGGACCGCCUGGAUUCAGUGGAUAUGCUGCUGCCCUCCAAGUGUCCGAGCUGGGAGGAGGACUACCACCCCGUCAGCGACAGCCUCAACGACUCCAGUUGUAUCAGCCAGAUGUUUGGACAGGCCUCCCUGAUCCCCCAGUUGUUUGGCCACGAGCAGCAGGUACCACGAUGGCCUGAGACAUGGGUCAGACAGACCCUUCCAGAACCAUUGGAGAGUGUAUGUAUGGUACGGGAGGCAGAUCUGAGCGACCAGUAUGAGGCAGCCUGCGAGUCGGCCUGCAGUGAAGCAGAGUCGACCGCGGCGGAGGCUCUAGACUUGCCGCUGCCCAGCUACUUCCGCUCCCGCAGCCACAGCUACCUGCGCGCCAUCCAGGCGGGCUGCUCGCAGGAGGAGGACAGUGUUUCCCUGCAGUCCCUUUCCCCCCCUCCCAGCACCGGCAGCCUCAGCAAUAGUCGCACGCUUCCGAGUUCAUCAUGCCUAGUGGCGUAUAAGAAGACCCCGCCACCGGUCCCUCCACGCACCACAUCGAAGCCGUUCAUCUCCGUCACGGUCCAGAGCAGCACCGAGUCUGCCCAGGACACCUACCUGGACAGCCAGGACCACAAGAGCGAAGUGACGAGCCAGUCCGGCCUGAGCAACUCGUCGGACAGCCUGGACAGCAGUACCCGACCGCCCAGUGUGACACGGGGCGGAGUCACCCCAGCCCCCGAGGCCCCUGAGCCACCCCCAAAACAUGCAGCUUUGAAGAGCGAACAAGGGACGCUGACCAGCUCCGAAUCCCACCCUGAGGCCAUUCCCAAAAGGAAACUGUCAUCUAUAGGAAUACAAGUUGACUGCGUUCAGCCAGUGCCAAAAGAGGAGCCCAGUCCCGCUACCAAAUUCCAGUCCAUCGGGGUUCAGGUAGAGGACGACUGGCGAAGCAGCGCCCCCUCUCACAGCAUGUCCUCCCGACGGGACACCGACUCGGAUACCCAGGAUGCCAACGACUCGAGCUGUAAGUCAUCUGAGAGGAGCCUCCCGGACUGCACCCCACACCCCGACUCCAUCAGCAUCGAUGCCGGCCCCCGGCAGACCCCCAGGAUUGCCCAGAUCAAGCGCAACCUCUCCUAUGGAGACGACAGCGACCCUGCCUUAGAGGCAUCCUCGCUGCCCCCGCCCGACCCCUGGCUGGAGACGUCCUCCAGCUCCCCCGCGGAGCCAGCACAGCCAGGUGCCUGCCGCCGGGACGGCUACUGGUUCUUGAAGCUGCUUCAGGCAGAAACGGAGCGGCUGGAAGGCUGGUGCUGCCAGAUGGACAAGGAGACCAAAGAGAACAGCCUCUCUGAAGAAGUCUUAGGGAAAGUCCUCAGUGCUGUGGGCAGUGCCCAGCUACUGAUGUCACAGAAAUUCCAGCAGUUCCGGGGCCUCUGUGAGCAAAACUUGAACCCUGAUGCCAACCCACGUCCAACAGCCCAGGACCUGGCAGGGUUCUGGGACCUGCUGCAGCUGUCCAUCGAGGACAUCAGCAUGAAGUUUGAUGAACUCUACCACCUCAAGGCCAACAGCUGGCAGCUGGUGGAGACCCCCGAGAAGAGGAAGGAAGAGAAGAAACUACCCCCUCCGGUCCCAAAGAAGCCAGCCAAAUCCAAGCCGGCAGUGAGCCGCGACAAGGCCUCUGACGCUGGGGACAAGCAGCGUCAGGAGGCCCGCAAGAGGCUCCUGGCGGCCAAGCGGGCAGCUUCUGUGCGGCAGAACUCAGCCACGGAGAGCGCGGACAGCAUCGAGAUUUAUGUCCCUGAGGCCCAGACCCGGCUCUGAGACCAGGAAGCAGGAAGCAAACAAUUUUAAGUCAUUAAAAAAAGAAACCUACAAACUAAAUGCGAAAGGAACAAAAUUUUCUCAACCUUUAGUGUGGUUAUUCUGUCUAGAGACCCUGAGCCAACUUUCAAAUUGACGCAUACAAGGGCUCACAAUUUGGCUUUCUUGGGUCCCUCCCAGCUUUAGGUUAUGAAGACUUCACACAAAAAAAUCAACAGAAACACAAAACUAUAAAACUUUUUUUUCCUCUUGCUGGCCGUGGUGGACUAGAUAGAUGGACUUCGGCAACGCCCUGGCCCAGCCUCCAGACUACAGUCUUUUUACUUGCUCUAUCUAAUGAGAACUUAAACUAGCUUGUUUACAAGAUGACGACAGCCCAAGGGCAGCCUUGGGCACCUGCCAUGUCCUUCCUCCUUUUCCUGGCUACCCCAGCUCUGACCUUGGAGUUUUCAUUCUUAUGUUUUUCUCUUUUCCCUUAAGAGCUCACACAGGGGUCACCAUCCUGACUAUCGGCUUUCUGGUUCUCAGCCCUUUUUGUGGGUGAGCCCAGAGGACAGAGAGAUGGACACGCGUCCCCUCCCCCACCGAGUGCUCACACACAUGCACGCGCGCGCGCGCGCACACACACACGCAAAUACAGGUUCCUCUCAGCAGAAGCAGCCCUCCCACUGUGAUCUGCCAGCCCUAGGCAGCGUCAGGUGGGUGACUCGCCUCUCUGAGACCAUGAGGAGGGCUGAAGUCUUUGGGGGGGUGGGGGUGGGAAUGAGAUAAAAACCACAGCUUACCACACUCCAGACUCCCGCCUUUUUCUUCUCUCCAGCCCCUUCUUCCUUCAGCAAAAUGUAUGACCUAGAGUGACUUGCAGGGGCCACUCAAGAGAGGGACCCCAUUUUCCAGGGGUCACGUGUCCCUGGCCGAGCCUGUGUACAGUACCCGAGGGGCGGGCGGCUGUGUCUGUAUGUAUGUGUACAUAUGCACAUAGACCUUAGAGUGUAUAUUUAACAAACGCCCCUCUGCUCACCCAUGCCCACCAGCGCCACCGCUGGCUCUCGGGGGCACCUGGCAGGAGGCGGGUGUGUGAAUAGCAUAUAUUUUUACAUGUACUAUAUCUAGGUGUGUGUACAAGUGUGUGUAAAAAUAUAUACCUUGUGUGUAAGCAGCUCCCCCUUUUUUUGUCUCUCACCUGCCCCCCGCUCCCCGGCCAUGGGCCCAUCUGCCUGGCCUCUGAGUUUUCUAUUUUUUUACCCCGGUCAUCCUUCUCUCUCCCCUGCCCCCCAGCCCCACUCCCAGGGUGUCAUGAGCCCUGAGCUGCGAUGGCCCAGGCCUGCAGGGUGAGGUGGGGGGCAGGGAGGGCGAGGGCGAGGCCAGGCCUGCAGCAAGCUUCGAGCACGACGGCUGCGGCACUGGAGACGCCCUCGUGUCCAGCACCUGCCACAGGGGCCUGCUCUAGGGCCCAUUCCAGCUUGGCCGCCGUCUGUGACCUCGGGCAAGUCACUUGACCUCUGUGUGCCUCAACUUCCUCCUCUGUAAAAUGGGGACAGUCCCUGCCCCUCCCUACCUCACAGGCAUGUUGUGAGAAUAAAUGAGGUAACGUGCA
Messenger RNA from Globicephala melas (long-finned pilot whale), 5048 nucleotides. It is a transcript of the gene DLGAP4, whose product is annotated as DLG associated protein 4. Lineage: Eukaryota; Metazoa; Chordata; Mammalia; Artiodactyla; Delphinidae. Gene Ontology annotation, biological process: signaling. The record is from RefSeq and is a predicted model, not a curated record. Gene Ontology annotation, molecular function: molecular adaptor activity. Gene Ontology annotation, cellular component: postsynaptic specialization; glutamatergic synapse.